Messenger RNA from Labrus mixtus (cuckoo wrasse), 1205 nucleotides. Its product is annotated as low affinity immunoglobulin gamma Fc region receptor II-like. Gene Ontology annotation, molecular function: transmembrane signaling receptor activity. Gene Ontology annotation, biological process: cell surface receptor signaling pathway. The record is from RefSeq and is a predicted model, not a curated record. The transcript is spliced from 7 exons. Bases 166 to 1143 code for a protein of 325 amino acids. NCBI's taxonomy places the organism in Eukaryota, Metazoa, Chordata, Actinopteri, Labriformes, Labridae.
AUGACAUUCAAAUGAACCCCGGCUCAGGCUCUCGAUCAGCUUAGUCUGUGGGGAAAUAUUUUCAACCCUAACCACAAACCAUGUAUCGCAUCAGCAGCAGAAAUAAGCAGCAGGAGACCCCUCCUCACCUCGUGGACACUUCAGUCAUAUGUUCAGAGAGUCAACAUGGAGGUCUGUGCUCUUAACAUCAGGCUGUUGAUCUGUGUGUUAUUCCUGUUGGGUGCACAUGUUCAAGAUGUGGAUUCACUGAUUCUCCGUCUUGAACCAAACAGACUGCAGUUCUUUGAAUACGAGGCUCUGAUCUUCCAUUGUGAGGGCUCUCAUGACCCGACUGGAUUGAAAAUUGUACAUCGGUCCAAAGGGGAAUUACUCAAAUGUCAAACUACAGUGACAUCAAAAAGGUCAUCCUGCACUAUUCCUAAUAUUUUUCCAGAGGACAGUGGGCAAUACUGGUGUGAGUCCAGAGAUGGGAAGAGAAGCGACAUCAUCCACAUCACUGUUACAGAUGGUCCUGUGAUCCUGGAGAGUCCCAUCAGUGUGGUGGAGGGAGAGGCUGUGACUCUGUGCUGUCGACACAAGACGACCUCAUCCAACCUCUCAGCUGAUUUCUACAAAGAUGGCCGCUUUAUCAGAAAAAGCUCUACAAGAAACCUGAGCAUCUCCAGUGUUUCCAAACGUGAUGAAGGAUUCUACAAGUGUAGCAUCUCUGGAGGAAGAGAAUCAGCCGAGAGUCUGAUGGCUGUCCAAGAAAACCAGGGAGAGAAUUUCUCAUCCUGUUCUACCCCAUGGAUAGUUAUGACUGUUUUAUCGAUUCUGUUGUUGCUGGUUGGACUUCUUCAUUUCGGCAAAUAUAUUCGGAACAAAGUGAUGCUGUACUUGUCCACACUGGCACCUCAGUCAGGCACAGCUGAGGUUCAAACAGUCACUGUUGAGGCACGUCGAGUGGCAGCAGAUGCACCAUGUGACCAAGUGAUGUAUGCUGCGAUUACAAAAGACAGGACAAAGAGAGGUACCUCACUUGACAGUUUAUCCUGUCCCGGUUCAUUUCACAUUCACGAUUCUCCAUCCUAUGUCUUGAUCUUAAACUCCUUUCUUCUUGAAAUAGAAAAUUUUCAGUUUGUGGAUAUAAUUGCUCGACUUUGAAAUCUAUAUAUAUUUUGAAUGCCUGUGUAAUGUAUCGAUGUGGAUUCUUACCAAACAUUUGU